Molecule: messenger RNA, 2013 nt
Organism: Culicoides brevitarsis
Lineage: Eukaryota; Metazoa; Arthropoda; Insecta; Diptera; Ceratopogonidae
Product: soluble guanylate cyclase 89Da-like
Exons: 3
Coding region: 1-2013 (670 amino acids)
Biological process (GO): nitric oxide-cGMP-mediated signaling; response to oxygen levels; cGMP biosynthetic process
Cellular component (GO): guanylate cyclase complex, soluble
Molecular function (GO): heme binding; guanylate cyclase activity
Source: RefSeq, a predicted model, not a curated record
AUGGUUUAUGGAAUGUUGUUAGAGAGUGUAGUGCAUUUUGUGCAAAAAGACUAUGGCGUUGAAACGUUCAAGGAAGUAAUGGAAGCCAUUGGCUGUGAUACACAUGUCUUCAAUACUCACCAAAUCUAUCCAGAUAACUUGAUUCCUGAUGUCGCUCAAGCCUUAUCGAAUAUCCUUGGGAAGCCUUUUGACGAGAUAAUGCAAUAUUUUGGACAUUGCUUCGUUUUGUUUUUCAGUAAUUUUGGUUACGACGAUUUAAUAAAAGCAACAGGACGUUACUUUUGUGACUUUUUAUCGUCAAUGGAUUACUUACAUCUGGAAAUGCGCUUCACUUAUCGCAAAAUGAAAAGUCCUUCGAUGCACUUGGGACCUGUUGACAACGACGGAGCAGUUAUGAUCUACAGAAGCGGGCGUACAGGCUUCAAACGAUACCUCACGGGUCAACUAAUGGAAAUCGCAAAACAAUUCUAUGAUCUUUCCAAUCUGAAAGUUACGGUUCUCGAAAGUCAGAACGACAAUCCAGGGGGAGGCGGAAUGAACGAAGUUGUCGUCAAGUUUCGCUUGGAUUUUGAUAAUCGAGAAUAUAUGGCUCGCAAAAUCUAUGCUGAAGUUCAUCCAUCGCAAUUAGCCCUGAAACCAACAAGUGUCGACUUUCUCUUUCAUCUCUUUCCCUUUGCCCUUUUACUGGAUCGCGAUUUGAGCAUUUGUGGCGCCGGCGAAAAGAUUGUCGAAGCAUGGGUAAAUGCGAACAAUCGGAAGGCCCCUAAGCUAAUGAUGGGAACCUUACUUUCCGACUGCUUCAAGAUUCGACGACCAAAAGAAGCGAAGUUCGAUUGGGAUUUCAUCAUGAACUCCAUGAAUGUUUUGUUUGAGUUGGCUUUGAUUAAGAAGAAGAUCAAAGGAAGUCGUCUUCAUAAGAUGAAAGAAGGCAAAACUGUUAGGAUUGUUGAAGGCGGUGAUCAGAAAGAUGAAGAAGAAACAACUCUCUUGUUGAAGGGUCAAAUGAUGUACAUCAAAGAUGUUGAUUCAUUAAUUUAUCUCUGCAGUCCUUUGAUUUCCGACUUGGGGGAACUCUAUGACAUGGGUUUGUACCUGAGUGAUUUGCAUGAACAUGGUUUGAUCAAAGAUAUGGUCUUUCAUGGUUUCAAUCAUUCAUCGAAGCUUGAUAUGUUGUGUGAGAACGAAGAAGCUCGAGGUGAGGAGUUGGAAACAUCUCUCGCUCUUGCUGAUUCAUGGAAGAAGCAAGGAGAUGAACUUCUUUACUCAAUGAUCCCGAGAUCUGUUGCUGAAAGACUUCAAGAUGGCGCCGAUCCUCUUGAUCUGGUUACUACAUAUGAAAUUGCGACAGUUGUCUUUGCCGAAACUCACAUCAAACUCGAAGGCGAAGAUAGUAUCAGUGAUGCUAUGAAAAUUGUUCAUGUACUUAACACAGUUUUCACUGCCUUCGAUGAACUUGUCGUCACACCCAUAUCGUACAAAGUAGAAACCGUUGGCAUGGUCUAUAUGGCAGUUUCAGGAGCUCCCGAUCUGAAUCCUUUACAUACAAAUCACGCAGCUGAUCUGGCACUCGAUAUGCGGAAUGCCAUCGUGAAACUAAACCAAGAGAUCGAUUCCGUUGAAUUUUCCGUAAAGAUAGGUUUCCAUUCGGGAAAACUCGUAGCAGGCGUUGUAGGUCAAAAGGUACCGCGUUACUGCUUAUUUGGUGAUACCGUAAAUACCUCUUCUCGCAUGGAAAGUACCGCUGAUUUGAAUAAAAUUCAAACGACAGAUUUCACGAGAAAACGUAUCGUCAAAUAUGGAUACAACUUCACAUAUCGCGGAAAAGUUCCUGUCAAAGGAAAAGGUGAAAUGGAUACUUACUAUUUGGAUUCUGGGCCUCCAGAACGCGAUUAUAAAGAAGCUGCCGUUAAAAAAUACAACGAAGAACGAAAACCAUCGAAGGAAAACUCGAAAGCUACAAGUCGCAAUGUGAGUCGCCCCGAAAGCGGCAAGAAAAGCAAAAAGUUGAAUUAA